Messenger RNA from Prorocentrum cordatum, 546 nucleotides. The record is from the annotation of a GenBank genome assembly. NCBI's taxonomy places the organism in Eukaryota, Dinophyceae, Prorocentrales, Prorocentraceae.
AUGAGCCUCGCGAGGAUCACGGCAAGCAGGAUCCCGAACCAGUGCGAGGAUGUCGAGAGGGCCCACGUGGCGGAGCUACUACAGCAGCUGGGCGAGAACAGCAAGGCCAUCGAGCACUGCCGAGUCGUCGAGAUCAUCCUCAGCAGCCAGGGUCGGCUUCGCCAGGGGCCAUUUCCAUGGGGGCUCGACUGCGAGAGGCUCCAGAUCGGUGUGCUUGAGGACUGCUGCGCUAAGUGGGCGGAGGGCAACCACCGCUGGGGCUACGACGAGGUGAAAACGGUGGACCAGAGCGGGCCCAGCAGCUUGCAGCAGGCGCACGACAGCAGCAAGCAGCAGCGCCCCCAAGUGCGUGACGCCCAGCAAGAGCACUCAGGGGUGGAAGCCGCGCGUCAGAGCGCUGCCGACGCACUGCAGCUCCUGCCCUCGCCCCCGCCAGGGACCCCAGCGGGGCCGACUGCUCCGAGCCCGAGCGGGGACUUCGCCUCCGCGAUCCAAAGGUCGCAGAGAAGGCGGGGUGGGGGCUGGGGCUGCUGUCGUGAGCAGUAA